This is a messenger RNA of Trachymyrmex septentrionalis, 635 nucleotides long. RefSeq names its product transmembrane protein 222. The record is from RefSeq and is a predicted model, not a curated record. The coding region runs from base 81 to 635 and encodes 184 amino acids. NCBI's taxonomy places the organism in Eukaryota, Metazoa, Arthropoda, Insecta, Hymenoptera, Formicidae. The transcript has 4 exons.
UCAAGAAUAGACCAAUAGAGGCCCUGGGUUUCUCUUCACAUGUUUGGGGCUCUGCGUUGCAUUGAUUGCAUUAGCGAAUUAUGAGAGAUCCUGAUCUAUUGACAGAUAUUCUAGAGUUGUCAAAUGGUUCGCUCGAGAUGGAUCUCAAUAUCCACCCGGAAAGACAAAGAUUUCCUUUCUGUGUCGUUUGGACUCCGUUACCCAUUCUAACAUACAUUCUACCUUUUAUUGGACACAUGGGCAUUGCGACAUCAACAGGAGUAAUAAGAGAUUUUGCUGGUCCUUAUUAUGUUUCUGAAGACAACAUGGCAUUUGGUAAACCUACCAAAUAUUGGCAGCUUGAUUAUACCAAAGCCAAAGGAGGCAUACAAGGAUGGGAUGCUGGUGUGGCAGAAGCAAGCGAAAUUUAUAAAACCAGAAUGCAUAAUUUAUGCUGUGAUAAUUGCCACUCACAUGUGGCAAAAGCUUUGAAUUUGAUGUCGUAUGGUAACUCAAACAGUUGGAAUAUGGUAAAACUUGCAUUACUCAUGUUACUUCAUGGGAAAUACGUCAGUAUUCUGAGUUUUCUUAAGACCUGGUUACCUUUCUGCGUACUUGUUACAAUUUUACUAGUGUUAAGUUUAUGUGUAUAUUAA